Molecule: messenger RNA, 1011 nt
Organism: Lolium perenne
Lineage: Eukaryota; Viridiplantae; Streptophyta; Magnoliopsida; Poales; Poaceae
Biological process (GO): negative regulation of DNA-templated transcription
Source: RefSeq, a predicted model, not a curated record
CCAAACUACCACCACGAGCGACAUUGCGAUAUAAGCGGAUCCGAGUUCUUAAAGACACACAGCAACCUCUUCUUCUCUUUCUCCCGUCCUCCAACUCCGGUCCACCACAAAAAAAGUGCAACAAUGGUCACCAGCAAGCUGGCGUUGAGCUCCCUCUUCCACACGAAGGCCAAGGAGGAUGCUCCGGCGCCGUCACCUCCCCGUGACCCGGGCGCCGCGCAUGCAUGGGCGUGGCCGUCAUGCAAGGUCCCAAGAACAGAGUCCUUCCACGCCGCGCCACCGCCGCCCGGCGCACGGACGCUGGCCUCGAUCUUCCUCGAUUCCGGCGAGAGCUCCUUCACGAACUCCUCCGCGCGGCGCGGAGAUGACUGCUCCGGCAGCAUCUCCACCACGGCGUCCGAGGCGUCGGCGGUGGGGGGUGACGACACGGCAGCCGUCGACGACGACGCCGAUAUCGUGGGGGGCCUCCUCCGCUCCUCCGACCGGCUCCUCUUCGACCCGGUUGCGUCGGGCGCCACGAGGUCCAUACUGGAGGAGAAGCCGGUGGAGGCGUUCGCCGGCGGCCUGGCGGUGGCGUUCGAGUCGGCGGACCCGUACCGGGACUUCCGGGCGUCCAUGGAGGAGAUGGUGGCCUCGCACGGCGUCGAGAGCUGGGGCUGGCUCGAGGAGAUGCUGGGGUGGUUCCUGCGCGCCAAUGGCGAGGAUACGCACACCGCGAUCGUGGCGGCGUUCGUCGACGUCAUCGUGUCCAUCGCCGACCCGGCCCGCGGCGGCUCCUGCUCGUCGUCCCAGAGCUCCUCCCGCACAUUCAUGGACGGAGAGUAAAAUAACCCUAAUUCGGUGUGUUAUGGUUAACGUGUGUGUGAAAUUUGUCGAAGUAGCUAUGAUGGCAGAGUGUACGUAGUACUACAGGAUCAUGAGUAGACGGUGUACGCGUACUAGCUCCAGAAUUAACUGACCACUUUUGUACGAGUUGUGGGCAGGUUUCUGAAUGAAAAUUACCUUUAUCUA